AUUACAUGGUGGAAUAUAAUUAGUGUGCUUUGUUAGACAAGUUGUACAUGUAGAUGUCAUUAUAGCAAUAUAUCUUUUGUUUGAAGACUUUCGCUUCAUGAUAUCACGUUUGGAAGAGACGAGCUUUCCUUAGGACAUAUAAGGUGUUGAUUUGCUCUCGAUCAGUGGCUGAAGUACUUCCGCUUUGAUGGAGCUAUGCCGUAAACUAAGACGCUGAUGUAAGCAAUAUCAGCAGAACACCGGCGUUAAAUGAACUUAAAUGAUAAAAAUAAACGAAACUAAUUGUUUGGGUUUGGGUGUCUCGUUUGCAAUGUCCGUCGGAACCACUUGUAAAAAGGAAAGAACGUGGGAGAGUAGAAAAGUCAGUUUUGGAGAUGAAUCUGCAAAGUAAAAUACCGUUUCUUUCAUGUUUAACUGCUGAAACCACAAAUUAAAUGUGAUAACGAGCUUUCUUUCAAAGACAAUGCGUUGACUAGAUGGGAGAGCUAACUCUUCUAAUUGUAAACACGAUGACGUCACUUUGGUAGAAUCGUCACCCGCGGUGAUUUGUGGAUCUCGAUCAUCAGGUCAUUCCAAACUUUCAAACCUAUGGUAACAGCCAGUACAUCUAUCGUUGUUGACUCGCCAGUUUCAGAGAAGAAAAAGGGAGCUUGACUGAAUAUGGUUUAGUUACGACAAUUCUAUUUACAGUCUACUCGUAGAUCAAACCGUCAUGGGAUAUUUCAGGGUCAUAUUGUUAAUGCAACUAGUUGCCGUUGUAAAGCUUGUUCACAUUCCGAGGGAACAAUGGCCGAGGCUUGGCGACCAAAUAACCCAGGAUAUUCUGGAUUCAAUUCAAACAUUUGAUCUUCUUAACCAAGAACUCUCCAUGGGAUUUUUUGUAAGAGGAGUCGCGGGCCCCCAGGGACCUCCAGGAGCAAAAGGUCCCCUUGGUAGUUCCGGAAUCACUGGAUCAGCUGGCAUGCCAGGAUGGCCUGGUCCCCCAGGGCAGCAUGGCCAGGUUGGGUUACCAGGACCACCCGGACCUCCAGGGCCACAGGGGCCCCCAGGGGCAAAAGGAGGAAUGGGAUUCGGAGGCUUGCCAGGACAGGUCGGAAUGCCCGGAGUCCCUGGGCAUCCAAUGUGGAAGAUAACAACGGAUAUUUAUACUCCGCUAUAUACAGUGCAAACGAACGUGACCGUCAUGUGUGUUGGCGACCGUGCGUUAUUACAAUGCAGUCCUGGCAAACGAGUGAAAGUAACUCAGGCUCGGUGGGGAGAGGGUAACUCUGUGACGUGCACCAGCUCUGCACCUGCCGAUUCAUCUACCUCUACACCUAACACAAAUGUCCCAGAUCCAAGUCAUGUGACCGACCAAAUAAGGAAACGCUGCGCAAAACAACAACAUUGCGAUGUGCAGGCAAGUGCGCCAUUCUUUCAGAGUGUUCCGAGCUCGUCUAAGUAUCUAAAGGUGUGGCAUGAAUGUAUUCCUGAUGUCUCAGGGGUCAUUUUACCAACACGGACCGCAAGAAGGGAGAGAAUUGACCCCAAUAUCCAAAAGAGAGAUUUCUUUCUUCGAUCAGGUGAAAAAAAAGGCACGGGGUCUGAACCUGUCAAGUGGUACGCUGAAGGCUUGGUAACUAGUGCCUCUCGCAAUCUCAGUGGUGGCAGUGUAAAAGAAAAUGCGCACAGGGGCAAAAGCAACGAGCAAAUCUCAUCCAGAAGGAACGAAUCAGCAGCAGAGAAGGAAAAGAGAAGUGAGGGUAGCUACAAGAGCGCCCAGUUAGCCCAGGUGUUGGACGAAUUGAUGCGACCACCUUCUGUAUACACAUAACUUAAAGAUUAAAAAAGCGAUUCGGUUCGAUUACUUAGCCAUUGUUGUAAGAACGAAUUGCUCCAGAUACAUCGAUGAGCUAGCUAAAAACGCGCACUAAAAUAACAUUUAAGAAACAUUCCGCGUGGUUGGUGCUUUCAUUGCUGUAUGAAUGCCUAGCCAUAGUGUAAUCUCUAGCCUAGUUGUCGCAUAGUCUCUAUGUGUCAAGCUUAGGCACAUUUGCACAUGUAACUAUUUACUAUUUAACCCACA
This is a messenger RNA of Pocillopora verrucosa, 2065 nucleotides long. RefSeq lists its product as uncharacterized. Lineage: Eukaryota; Metazoa; Cnidaria; Anthozoa; Scleractinia; Pocilloporidae. Gene Ontology annotation, molecular function: carbohydrate binding. The record is from RefSeq and is a predicted model, not a curated record.